Knipowitschia caucasica is the source of this 333-nucleotide messenger RNA. The record is from the annotation of a GenBank genome assembly. Lineage: Eukaryota; Metazoa; Chordata; Actinopteri; Gobiiformes; Gobiidae.
AUGUGGAGGAGAGGCCCUUACACACAGACAGAUGUGGAGGAGAGGCCCUUACACACAGACAGAUGUGGAGGAGAGGCCCUUACACACAGACAGAUGUGGAGGAGAGGCCCUUACACACAGACAGAUGUGGAGGAGAGGCCCUUACACACAGACAGAUGUGGAGGAGAGGCCCUUACACACAGACAGAUGUGGAGGAGAGGCCCUUACACACAGACAGAUGUGAAGGAGAGGCCCUCACAUCUGCAGGGUGUGUCCAGUCCAGGCUCAGAACCCCUGGAGACAGCCCAAGUGAAGAGCGUGAAGGGUGUGGGAGGAAGGGAGUGCGGAAAGUAA